AUGUCAACGCCGAAGAAGAAAAGUGUGGACAGGAGCGAGGGCCGGAAGGCCAAGGGCCAAGGACCGGGUGGCGUGAAAGGAUGCUGCUGCAAGAGGUCGCAGUGCAUCAAGAACUACUGCGAUUGCUAUCAAUCCAUGGCGAUCUGCACCAUGUUCUGUCGCUGCAUUGACUGCAGGAACACGGAGGUGCGCAAGCUGGUGGACUCCAACUCCGGCGCCAAGAACUCCAGCGCCGUGAAGAGGCAAAAGGCGGCUGCGAUGAGCGCAAAGGCCGCGGCUGCAGCUGCUAAGGCGGGCAUCGGUGUCCAGGCGAAGGGGCUCCCGGUUGGCGGAUCGGCUGUGGCGCUGCCCGGCAAAGCGCCGCCCAACUUUGGCCUCGUGGCUGGCAAGCAGUCGAUGGCCGUACCCAUGAACAUACCCAUCUCCCGUCCCAUGGCGACCAGUGCCACUCCAGCCAGGGUAAUGAAGCAUCCGGCGGAGACGCAGCCCGCUAAUGCAAUCAUUCCGGUGAGGCAGGAUGAUCGCCGGGAGCGGAACCUCUUCGUCCAGCCGGUCAACGCGGCUUUGCUGGAAUGCAUGCUCAUCCAGGCGACGGAAGCCGAGCAGUUGGGUCUGAACGAACUCCAGGUGGGCCAGCUGGUACUCGACGAGUUUCUGUGCGGCUACAAGAAGAUCUUGGAGAAAAUUUGCGAGUACAGCAAGGAUUAUUAUUAA
This is a messenger RNA of Drosophila yakuba, 714 nucleotides long. RefSeq names its product protein tesmin/TSO1-like CXC 2. Lineage: Eukaryota; Metazoa; Arthropoda; Insecta; Diptera; Drosophilidae. The record is from RefSeq and is a predicted model, not a curated record. The transcript has 2 exons. Bases 1 to 714 code for a protein of 237 amino acids. Gene Ontology annotation, cellular component: nucleus. Gene Ontology annotation, biological process: regulation of DNA-templated transcription.